Messenger RNA from Haliotis rufescens (red abalone), 3399 nucleotides. Its product is annotated as calpain-3-like. The transcript is spliced from 11 exons. NCBI's taxonomy places the organism in Eukaryota, Metazoa, Mollusca, Gastropoda, Lepetellida, Haliotidae. Gene Ontology annotation, biological process: proteolysis. Gene Ontology annotation, cellular component: cytoplasm. Gene Ontology annotation, molecular function: calcium-dependent cysteine-type endopeptidase activity. The coding region runs from base 389 to 2653 and encodes 754 amino acids. The record is from RefSeq and is a predicted model, not a curated record.
UUGUUUCCUACAGCCAUUGUUCUCAGCGGUAACUGUAAUACCUGUUAAUUCCGCAUGCCACGGCCUCCUGUAGCCCCGCCGUGGAGUCAAGACAGAUAUGUGUGACGUACCAGUUGUUAUCAUGUCGGGAGAUCAAUACGACUUAUGAUGAUCAGCACACACGAACAGGAGUAAGGUGUCAGCAGUGUACUGCGUUGUCUUGGAGUUGGAACAUCAGGACAGGCUGGGACAGAUAGCGGAGACAUGCUACCUCAACCACUGGGCAGAAGGGAUGCGUUGUGAUUCUUGGAUGGCUGGAUACUUGUAGAGGUACUUGGAUGGACGAAUACUUGUAGAGGUACUUGGAUGGACGAAUACUUGUAGAGAUGACGAUCGACUCAGUGAUGUAAUGGCGGCACGAGGGCGAAGUCGGGAGACGCCAUAUCAGGAUUUUACAAGAAUUAAAAACUCUGUGUUUAUCAGGAGAGCCGCCAGGGGACAUUUGGACCGAGAUGAUCUUUUCACUGACCCUUCAUUCCCGCCGGAUUGGUCGUCCUUGACCUACGUGUACAGCGGGGAUGACAAAUAUGAAAGAACCGUUUUUAGGAGACCCACGGAAAUAUGCGAACAACCUACAUUUAUCGGUGUUGGCGGCGUGAUUGACGAGCCGUUCCCAUGGAAACAAUGGCGACAACGAGGCUGGUUCCAGGCAGCGGUGAUGAUCAUCUCGCUCAACGUGAGGUUCCUGGACAGGCUCAUUCCAGGGUAUAAAGUCUUUGAACAGAACUUCGAUUCUGAUUAUAUUGGUGCAUUCCGAUUUACCAUGUGGCGGUUUACAGAAUGGGUUGAGAUUAUCAUAGACGACCACCUACCCAUGCUGGACCACGCCCACUUCUUCUGCAGGGUCAUCGGUGCCCCGCCUGAAUACUGGGGAGCUCUGGCGGAGAAGGCGUACGCCAAAUGUAAAAAGACGUUCCAGGCCAUCGAGUACGGCAACAUGUUGGACGCCCUAACCGACCUGACAGGUUGCGUCUGUGAGUACUACACACCCGACGUCAACCCUGCCGACAACCUCUUCCACAUCAUGUACAAGUCCAGUGUCAACAGAUCCAUGAUGGUGUGUUGGCGGAACGAAAAGAGGCUGACUUCCACUGGCUUUGACUUAGAGGAUAGUCAGAAAGCGCACAACGACUACGACGAACAUGCGGCAGAGGAACGGCAUUUCCUACAUCUGAUCACAGCCACGACUAAGUUUCCCAGCACAGACGGGCGUCUGAUCGAGAUGCUCCGACUCCGGUGCCCGUUUCCCAAGGAACCAAAAUGGCAUGGAAAAUACUCCGAUAAUGACUCCAACUCUUGGAAUACCGUAACGGCAGAGUUCAAGGAGAAGUACCGACCUUUAUCCCGGAAGGAGGAUGAUGAAUAUUGGUUAACUGUGGAUGACUUCCGGUGUAAUUUCGGAGGGCUUGUGAUCAUCAGCAGCACUGAGGCGUUUAAUUACGAAGGGCUCACUGUUGGCAGAAACUAUUCUCUUGACAACGACUUUCCUUUAGGUAAAGAUCGGAAUAAGUUUAUGAUGGGCAAUCAGACCCGCCCAUGGAUCAACUUUGAAAGGUCGCCCUCUUCCUGUGAACAAGAAAUUAAGAUUUUUUGUGACUCCCGACCAAAUUCAAACAAAGUGAAGCUUCUGAAAAAGGCGCCAUUUGUGAAUAACUGUAGUGGGGGUAUGGACAUUCCAGAUAUUGACAGGACUGUUGUUCUUGACUGUACAAAAGAGCGGUUAAAAGCAGACGACAAAAGAAGAAUUACAGAAAAACAUGCAAGAUCAGUUCCUAAGGGACCACCUCAAGUGAAAGAAAGAAAGACGAGUCUGCCCCCGGAUCUGCGUGGGGCUGCAUCGCCAACAGAAAGUAUCAGAAGACAGUCGAAUCCGUGGAUGUGCAAGUCCCCCGGCCCGGUGCCCGUAGAUGGAGACAAGAGACACAAACGGGUGGGCAGUUUCGUGAAUCACAGUGAACCCUACAGCUCGUCUGAAAUAUCGCUCCACAUACGAACUGCACUCUCGGUGGACGACAGUUGCCGACCCCAGAGUGCCCCGUUGCCACGCAACCACUCAACGGGAUCACUGAGUUCACUUACGCAAAUAAACUUUUUAGCAACAAAAGCCGACUUUUUCAGAGCUCAUGGAAGGUGGCGGAACAUUCUGGAGUACAAGGACAAGUGGUCAAAAAACCGGAAAGGCGUAUCCAGAUCAAACAUCGAAGCUCAUUCCAAAAGUCCUCGGAUCCUGUUCCACGUGUCACGCGCAGACGUAUCUGAUGUCAUCAUAUCUCCCGGCAUGCAAAAUAAACGUCACGUGCUGAUAUCAGUCCUCCAAGAUUAUCGUCAUGGUCCCUCCACUGCUAACAGUCUCCUUGUUCCAGUUGGCUUUUGUAUUUACAAGACCAAGAAUCCCGAUCGAGAUGAGAAACGACACAUUUCCAAACUUCAUCUGAUUGGCGAGGUUGAGGGAAAACCGGAAAUGCGGGAAGUGAAUACACGCUUUGACCUCGAACCUGGAAGUUAUUUCAUUGUUCCCUACUACGUUGCGCAGGCGCACGAGGGAGAAUAUCUCAUUCGUAUAUUGACAGAGGGAGACCCCCCAAGCGGCAAAGCGGCAUGUACAAUAUCGUGAAGACACCAUGGGUUAAUAUUCGUCACAAUAAGUGAAUAUGUCCCUUGUACAUCCGUGUGCUAUAGUGACAAAUAUUUACAGCUACGUCGAUGAAGUCAUUCUGGAUGAACGUUGCAGCCGCAGUGGUCUGACAAAAGUUCAGAUAUCACACCUGACGUUGGGCAAUUCGCAUUUCACAAGACGUUGUGUACAGACGAUGAAUCAACCGAGUCACUAAUGCUUGCAGCGUAGUCUUUUCUGAAUGACAACAGUGGUGAAUGCAUAGCAGCAGCAAAGAGCAUCCAGACACCGUGAUACGUCCCCACAAGGCCUUGUUUGACCUGGGCAAACCAUUCAAGCACUAUAAGUUAUGGAAGCUCACAUAAAAUACAGCUGUGCUUCAUGCUGGGUUCGGUUCAUUGAAGUCUCACGUUAUACCUUUUUUAACUGUGUUUGCAAGAUGGGUCAGUGACAGUCCGAUCCGUGGUACCUGUGUUUGCAAGAUGGGUCAAUGACAGUCCGAUCCAUGGUACCUGUGUUUGCAAGAUGGGUCAGUGACAGUCCGAUCCAUGGUACCUGUGUUUGCAAGAUGGGUCAGUGACAGUCCGAUCCAUGGUACCUGUGUUUGCAAGAUGGGUCAAUGACAGUCCGAUCCAUGGUACCUGUGUUUGCAAGAUGGGUCAGUGAGUGUCCGAUCCAUGUUACCUGUGUUUGCAAGAUGGGUCAAUGACAGUCCGAUUCAUGGUACCUGUGUUUGCAAGAUGGGU